Molecule: messenger RNA, 1001 nt
Organism: Capsella rubella
Lineage: Eukaryota; Viridiplantae; Streptophyta; Magnoliopsida; Brassicales; Brassicaceae
Product: 25.3 kDa vesicle transport protein
Exons: 6
Coding region: 133-789 (218 amino acids)
Biological process (GO): retrograde vesicle-mediated transport, Golgi to endoplasmic reticulum; vesicle fusion with Golgi apparatus; endoplasmic reticulum to Golgi vesicle-mediated transport
Cellular component (GO): endoplasmic reticulum-Golgi intermediate compartment; ER to Golgi transport vesicle membrane; SNARE complex
Molecular function (GO): SNAP receptor activity
Source: RefSeq, a predicted model, not a curated record
UUUAAUUAAAAAUUUUACUUCUUCUUUCCUUCGAUCAUCGUCUUCCUCUGGUUCUCAGAUCUUUCAAUAGAGAAGAACCAAUUUGAAUGCUCGUAACAGUGGAUUUACUAUAGGAAAAGGAGCAAAGCAAAGAUGGUGAAAAUGACUUUGAUAGCUCGUGUUACUGAUGGGUUGCCUCUAGCAGAGGGACUCGAUGAUGGACGCGACUUACCAGAUUCAGAUAUGUAUAAGCAACAGGUCAAGGCUCUGUUUAAGAAUCUUUCCAGAGGUCAUAAUGAGGCUUCCAGAAUGUCCGUUGAAACUGGCCCCUAUGUUUUCCAUUACAUCAUAGAAGGACGUGUUUGCUACUUGACAAUGUGUGACCGCUCUUACCCAAAGAAGCUUGCUUUCCAGUACUUGGAAGAUCUCAAGAAUGAAUUUGAACGUGUCAAUGGGCCUAACAUUGAAACAGCUGCUCGGCCUUAUGCCUUUAUUAAAUUUGAUACAUUCAUACAGAAAACCAAGAAACUGUACCAAGACACCCGCACACAACGAAAUAUCUCUAAGUUGAAUGAUGAGCUCUAUGAGGUUCAUCAAAUAAUGUCGCGGAAUGUGCAAGAAGUCUUAGGUGUUGGUGAAAAGCUAGACCAGGUCAGCGAGAUGUCGAGCAGGUUAACAUCUGAAUCUCGUAUAUAUGCGGAUAAGGCUAAAGAUUUGAACCGUCAGGCUUUGAUCCGGAAAUGGGCACCAGUAGCAAUUGUGUUUGGUGUAGUUUUCCUUCUUUUCUGGGUCAAGACCAAGCUAUGGUAAAAAGGAGGAAACAAAGGCUAUUUUCGUAAUUUAGCAGACUUCUCCAGACAUAUAUCGACCUCCCAACCGCGGACUCAAAUCUCAGAUGCCAGCACCAAAAUAUCUUUUUCUUUCAAAGAGAAACUUUGACACAUUUUGUACUUUUGUAGUAUGCAGACUUUAUGAGACUGGUCUUAUUUCCAUCAAUUAUACUCUUCAAACCUUCAUUGUCA